Messenger RNA from Letharia lupina, 789 nucleotides. RefSeq lists its product as uncharacterized. The record is from RefSeq and is a predicted model, not a curated record. The transcript has 3 exons. Lineage: Eukaryota; Fungi; Ascomycota; Lecanoromycetes; Lecanorales; Parmeliaceae. The coding region runs from base 1 to 789 and encodes 262 amino acids.
AUGUGUGGUAUUGCCUUGUCUCGUCAACCAUCUUCGGUGCGGGUCCAUCAGACACAACCAUUAUUCGUGGCUGGUCAAUGUCCUGCCCAGAGACACGUGGUCCUAAAACUACUGCGUGGUGUAGAAAUAGAUCUCGGAUGGGCUACGGAAAACCGGCCAUCCUAUGGCAUCGCAUCGUUCAGCAACAAACCAUGGCUAGAGGCAGAAAUUCUAGAUGUAACGACCCACGAAGCGGUGGCAGAUACUACCAGCGAGAUCGUGCAGGUAUGGAUCUCGGUUAUACCAACGACCACCGCAGAGCACAACCAUCCAGUGAACCCGGUACUACAAUUAGAGCAAAUGCCAGCAUUCGUGGUCUUGGCCAUCAUUUUUCAUGGCACCCAUCGACGCUCGUCAUACAUCCCGCCCCACGAGCGGAGAAGACAGCCACCAAAUCCUUUCCCACCUAGCCCACCACAUCUGUCUCACUGUGACCAAGGGUAUAAGGCCAUCAUUCGUGAGAUCUCCCGUGAAGGAUCCAUCCUACAGCAGAAGGUGGAAAGGCUUCUGGCAGGUUUGUCACGUCUGAUGCCCAACGACGAUGAGAUGGAUUUCGGAGCGGCUAACAUGCCCUAUUUCAUGCCUUUCAAGCCACGCGCAAUCACGCAAGAUGAGGCAGACAAGAAGCUCGAGGGCUGUAAGAACACCGGCUCUGGGACUACCAGCGUCGACGCGGCCAAAUUUGCCGGAAUUUACAUGCUUGCCCCGAAGUUGGAUUUUGAAGAUCUGAGUGGCUUUCUCCUAGACUAG